AUGCACACUAAAUCUACUCUAACUGCCCUUUUCGGCACAGUCAGUCUUGCCUCUGCCCACUCGUGGGUUGAGCAGGCUCAAGUUAUCAACAAUGGCGUCUAUGUUGGCGACCUUGGCUUCGCUCGAAGCUGGGGUAUGCCUAUGGACGACCGCAAAUAUCAAAUCCCAGGUGCAGGGGCAAACCGCCCUAAUCUCGCACCAGAGGAUCUGCUGUGUGGUCCAAACGAACGUGCUUCAGUACAGCAAGGGUCCAACAACCCCCGCCUCCAGGCAUCCCCAGGAGACUUCGUCGCGCUCAAGUACCGCGAGAACGGACAUACUACGACGAACUACGAGCCGCUCAAGGUUGGCACGCUUUUCCUGUACGCGACCGAGAACCCCAAGGAAGACCAAAAGCUUAUGGACGCUUUGGACUGGACAAAGGACGGCUCUCUCGACGAAGGCCGACUUCUCAACGAGCAACCGUUCGACGACGGACGGUGCUACGAGCAUAACCCUGGCAGCACCGCCAACGCCCAACGCGCCGGGAAAUUCCCAAACGACAACCAAGGUGCCAGCUGGCUGUGGUGCGAGUCCGACAUCCAAGUCCCCACCGAAACCGCCACCGGUCAGCCCCUGACGGUCUACUGGGUCUGGAAUUUCACCGCGCCGAACGGCGCCGCCGAGUGGUACACCUCGUGCCUGGAUUUUGACAUCGUCGACAAGCCCGAAGUGCAACGCACCGCCAACGCGACUCCGCAGCCCGCGCAGCCGCUCCAGGACACCAACACCAAGGCGCUCGCGAACUACAUCGAACGCGCCGGCGGCACUGAAGCACCGGCGAACACCGCGGCUCCUUCUGCGUCCUCUACUCCUUCUACCCCCUCUACCUCUGCUGCGCCCCCACUGCAAUCCUCCGCCCCCCCCGCCUCCUCCCCGCAGGCCCCAUCCUCCAGCUCCAGCUUCCGCCACUCGAAUUCGCCCGCGAGCUCUCGAGGCCCCACGGGUCCGAUGCGCUACCCAGGCUACACUCUGAUCGGUAGGCCGACCAGCUUUCAGACCUCGUACAGGCCGACAGGUGUCCCUAGCGCUUCCGGCACUGGCAGUGGUGAUGUAGCGGGACCGUUGACCAUCACGGUUACGGAGAUGGAAACGCGACGGAUUGGGGGAGGCGGUUCACUUGCUUCUUUGAUUUUUCUAGUAAUCUGGGUUUCUCAUUAG
Messenger RNA from Eremomyces bilateralis CBS 781.70, 1200 nucleotides. RefSeq lists its product as uncharacterized. The transcript has 3 exons. The record is from RefSeq and is a predicted model, not a curated record. Bases 1 to 1200 code for a protein of 399 amino acids. Lineage: Eukaryota; Fungi; Ascomycota; Dothideomycetes; Eremomycetales; Eremomycetaceae.